CAGUUUCUGGCUAUUAUGAAUAAAGCUGCAGUGAACAUAAUUGAGCAAGUGUCUUUGUGGUAGGAUGGAGUAUACCACAAGGUAUAUGCCCAGGAGUGGUAUAGCUGGAUCUUGAGGUAGAUUGAUUCUCAAUUUUCGCUUACAGAAAUUUUUGCUCAACAAUCUGGCAGAAUUGCAUGAAUACAAAUUAAAUUACUGGUAUUUGCAGAACCAGAGCCUGGCACAAAGGCUACCAUGACCUUACAUUAAAAAAUCUUUCCACAAUGUCAUCUGUCAGUUUACUCUAGAACAGACAUCCUUCAGUGGCCCAUGACAGUUGUUUCAAAAUAGUUACUUUAAGAUAUCUCAGUUUGCCUUGACAUUUUUCCUUGCCUCAAAUGGCUUGAACACCCACUCAGUUCACUAGAGUUAGAUCCACUCCUAUGGCAGUGUCUCUUUCCUAAUAAACUUGCCAAUUCAUCCUGGAGGACCUUUCACCCAUGUUGUUUAGGUUCACAAACCUCUGAGCUGCACUCCACAGUAAAUCAUGCAUGCUGCACCAGGGAGACUUUGCAAUGUACAAAGUUUAAUCUUUGUUCAUGCUAAUCAGUCCUACAACGAUCUCUGAAUGAGUAUCCUGUUUGUGUGCCCCACCCCUUGACUGUGGCUGCUUGCCAAUGCAGUAAGAGCCCGCCUCCUUAUCCAGGACAUAAAAACUCCUCCAGCCUCCUUAUAGAGGAAGCAGGCAUUCAUUUGCUCUCUCAGAAAAAUCUCUGCAGCAACCAUGGCCACCUUCGUGGAGCUCAGUACCAAAGCCAAGAUGCCCAUUGUGGGCCUGGGCACCUGGAAGUCUCCACCAGGCAAAGUCAAGGAAGCUGUGAAGGCCGCCAUUGAUGCUGGAUAUCGCCACAUUGACUGUGCCUAUGCCUAUCAGAAUGAGAGUGAAGUGGGAGAAGCCAUCCAAGAGAAGAUCAAAGAGAAGGUUGUGAAGCGGGAGGACCUCUUCAUUGUCAGCAAGCUGUGGCCCACCUUCUUUGAGAAAAGCCUGGUGAAGAAAUGCUUUCAGAAAACCCUCACGGAUCUGAAACUGGACUAUCUGGACCUGUACCUAGUGCACUGGCCGCAGGGAUUCCAGGCUGCGAGUGAGCUAUUCCCCACAGACAAUAAUGGCAAACUUCUCAUGAGUAAAUCCACAUUCUUGGAUGCCUGGGAGGGCAUGGAGGAACUGGUGGACCAGGGGCUGGUGAAAGCCCUGGGCAUCUCCAACUUCAACCACGUGCAGAUUGAAAGACUCCUGAGCAAGCCUGGACUGAAACAUAAGCCAGUGACCAACCAGAUUGAGUGCCAUCCAUACCUCACCCAGGAGAAACUGAUCCAGUUUUGUCACUCCAAGGGCAUUGGCAUCACAGCAUACAGCCCGCUGGGCUCCCCAGACAGACCUUAUGCCAAGCCAGACGACCCCGUAGUACUGGAGAUUCCCAAGAUCAAGGAGAUCGCUGCCAAGCACAAGAAAACGGCAGCUCAGGUUCUGAUUCGGUUCCAUAUCCAAAGGAAUGUGGUGGUGAUUCCCAAGUCUGUGACACCCUCACGCAUACGUGAGAACUUUCAGGUCUUUGAUUUCCAGUUGAGUGACGAGGAGAUGGCCACCAUUCUCAGCUUCAACAAAAACUGGAGGGCCUGUGGCGUGUUUGCUGCAAUCAAUGAAAAGGACUACCCCUUCCAUGAAGAAUACUGAAGCUGCUUCACUUGAUGAGACUGCCUGGUGGAUUCCAUCUUCAUUGUGUGACAGUCACUCCUGAGUCCUAUUUUAGCCAAGUGUGUCCAACAUCAACCUUGAUGUAGGCCCCGAUCAUGAAAUGCUGAAUUUAAAUCCUCAUGCUCAACCAGGAACAGACUGCCACAGGGAAAUGUGACUCGGAGAAGCAAAGGACAAUACUUUCCACCAGGAAGAUCUGACCAAAUCUUUGUUAAACACCAGGGACUCUGGUAACACUGAAUAUUAAAAAAAAUAAAUAAAGGGUGAUAAUAAUAA
Messenger RNA from Peromyscus californicus insignis, 2011 nucleotides. RefSeq names its product aldo-keto reductase family 1 member B7. Lineage: Eukaryota; Metazoa; Chordata; Mammalia; Rodentia; Cricetidae. The transcript has 10 exons. Gene Ontology annotation, molecular function: aldose reductase (NADPH) activity. Bases 764 to 1714 code for a protein of 316 amino acids. Gene Ontology annotation, cellular component: mitochondrion; cytosol. The record is from RefSeq and is a predicted model, not a curated record.